Molecule: messenger RNA, 3378 nt
Organism: Penicillium paradoxum
Lineage: Eukaryota; Fungi; Ascomycota; Eurotiomycetes; Eurotiales; Aspergillaceae
Product: DNA repair protein SMC6
Exons: 12
Coding region: 1-3378 (1125 amino acids)
Biological process (GO): double-strand break repair via homologous recombination
Cellular component (GO): Smc5-Smc6 complex; nucleus; site of double-strand break
Molecular function (GO): single-stranded DNA binding; damaged DNA binding
Source: RefSeq, a predicted model, not a curated record
AUGCCGUCUCUGAAGCGUAUGGAUAGGCCAGUCAUGAGUUCUUCGAGAAAGCGACAGCGAACGAACUCCUCACCCGCCCAGUCCUCGCCAGCCUCGCCAGUCUCGUCGGACGCCCCGAACUCCGUUCUCGUAGUCAACGAUGCCGCUCUUAUAGACGAUGAAGACGAGCUAGAGCUCCGCCAGACCCAAAUCAUUCAAGAAAAAUACUCCCACCUGAUCGACGAAGCGAACGUUCCCGCCGAACAUGGAAUUCUCGAACGCGUAGAGUGCUACAACUUCAUGUGCCAUGAUCAUUUCUACGUGGAGUUGGGGCCCCUUAUCAACUUCAUUACUGGAAAGAAUGGCAGCGGCAAGAGUGCAAUCCUGACAGCGAUCACUCUUUGUCUCGGCGGUAAAGCCUCGGCGACAAACCGUGGCCAGAGCUUGAAGAACUUCAUCAAAGAGGGGAAAGAGAACAGCACUAUCAUCGUUCGCAUCAAAAACCAAGGCGAUGGCGCUUAUCUGCCAGAUGACUUCGGCAAGACGAUCAUUGUUGAGCGUCACUUCUCUCGAAGCGGCACGAGCGGGUUCAAAAUCAAGUCAGAGAAUGGGCGCAUCGUCUCGACGAAAAAGUCAGAGCUAGAUGCGAUCACGGACUACUUUUCUCUGCAGAUCGAAAACCCUAUGAAUGUUCUUUCGCAAGACAUGGCCCGGCAGUUCUUGAGUACAUCAAGCCCAGCUGAAAAAUACAAAUUCUUUGUCAAAGGUGUCCAAUUAGAACAGCUUGACCACGACUACCGGCUGGUUGAAGAGUCCCUUGACUCCAUUGAGGAGAAGCUCAGAGGCGCAGCUCAGAAUACACAGGUCUUCGAGAACCGUAAGGAAAUAGCUAGGAAAAAACUCGAAAUCUCUGACCAGCAUGAUUCUCUGCGAGCACGGGUCAGAAAUAUCCGAAGCCAAAUGGCUUGGGCUCAAGUCGAAGAGCAAGAAAAGAUCGAAUUAUCACUCGCCGAACAAAUUGCCGAUGCAGGCCAGAAAAUUGCCGAUGCCGAAUCCCAGCUCACUCGAUUUGAUGCAGCGUUUGAUGAGGUGGCCGCAGAGGAGACAUCCGCUGGAGAACAUUCCUGGAGAGCUGCCGUGGCAGUCACUACGGCCCAAGAUGAAAGGGACAAAACAAAGGAAAGAUUGGAUACUGAGAUAGCUAGACGACAUGAUCUACAAAAAAAAAAGGCAGAAAAGCGCCAAAUCAAUGAAUAUAUCAAAGCAGCGAAAUCUAGGAUACAAGAAACCCAGCAAAAAGUCGACGAUGAAAACCGGCGUCUCGCUGAUGUGAGCGAUGGCGGCUAUGCUCGAAAACAAGACGAGUGUGAACAUGCAGUCAAUGAGGCUGCCGCUGCUCGAAGUGAAUAUGAAGAGCAUCGCAAAGGUGCCGCUACCCUACGUGAAGAUGCCGAAGCUUCCCAAAGGGACCUCUUAGAAGCGAGAGGCCCACGCGAACGCAAAAAGGAAGAAAUUGACCAAGCAGAGAAGCAAUUGGAAAAUCUCACCAGAGAAGGCGGAUCAAGACAGUCACUCCCAAAAAUGACCGCACUUCUCAGAGCCAUUCAGCAAGAAAAAUCUUUCAAAUCACCUCCUGUCGGCCCAAUAGGCCAUCACGUCACUUUGCUAAAUCCAAAGUGGUCAUCUAUCCUAGAAAGGAUGUUUGGUGGCACACUUACUGGCUUCAUCGUCUCGUCCAAGAGUGAUAUGGAUCUUCUUUCCAGGGUCAUGAAGCGAGUUCAGUGCAACUUUCCAAUCUUCAUUGGCUCUGGUGGUCAUUUAGAUACAUCGGCACAUGAACCAGACUCUAAGUAUGACACUGUCUUGCGAAUACUUCAGAUCGAUAACGAAUUAGUGCGGCGACAACUGAUCAUUAAUCAUGGAAUUGAACAAAUUCUGUUGAUCGAGAAUGUGAAAACUGCUUCCUCUACGCUCUUCGACGGUGCACGACCAAGAAAUGUCAAACGGUGUUACUCCAUCGAUGCACAAGAUCGUCGCCGAGGAUUUCAAUUAUCGUACAGUCGAGCCGGAGAACCGAGUCAGGCUCCCGUUUCGGGGUGGACAGAAGCCCCGCGCAUGAAAUCCGAUGUGGCCUUGCAAAUUCGGGCACAACGUGAUAUUGUUGCCGACCUCAAGCGCCAACAGAGUGAGAUUGAACAAGACAUAUUAACUGCCUGUUCACGUGCCGAGGCCUGCAAGCAGGCGGUGGUCCGACACGGAAGAACCGAAAAAGAGUUGCUGUACCAAAUGCAACGAAUGGCAGAGCGUGCCGAAGAACUCAAAGACGCCUUAGAUAAAGAGAACGCCGAGGAUGGACGCAUCGAUGCACUGCAGGCAGCUCUCAGGGAAGCCGAGGAAGAGCAGCAGCUCAAUGAGGGAUCAUUGAACGAUAGCGAGGCAGCCAUGGGAGCCAUGAUGCAGACCCUCAAAGAAAUUCGGCGAGAACUCUCCGCCCAAGACGCUGAUCUUCUGACCCUCCGAGAAAGAUUAAAUGUUGCUGAAAGCGAGCAGAAACUUGUGAAAAUGAAACAAACCAAAAUACUCGACGAGAAGAACGAGGCUGUUGCGCUCAUCGACCGAGAUAAACAGACAAAGGUUGCAAUUGAGACGAGAAGAGACCAAGUCAAAGCGCGGGUUCUCGAAUACAACGCAAAAGCCAGCAUGGUCUCACCUCGAGUUCCCGUGGACGAAGGAGAAACACCCGCGAGCUUGGAUAAAAAGCUUGAUAGACUAGGCCGGGAUCUAGAACGCUAUAACUUGGAGUUGGGAAGUUCUCGUGAGGAAAUUGCUGCAGAGGCAACAAGAACCGCUGCUGCUUAUAAUCGAUCUUUGCAGCAACUUGAACAAUUUUCCGCAUUGAGUCAAGCUCUCAAAGAUACCCUCCAAAAUCGCAAGAAGCGAUGGGAGAUCUUCAGAUCUCACAUCUCAUCCCGGGCCAAGGCCCAAUUCACCUAUCUCUUGAGCGAGAGAAGCUUUCGUGGUCGGCUUCUGGCUGAUCAUACCAAUAAGCUUCUAGAUCUACAAGUUGAGCCUGACAUUACCAAAGACGACAGCACCGGGAGAGGUGCGAAGACAUUGUCCGGUGGAGAAAAAUCAUUCUCGCAAGUCUGCCUCUUAUUGUCUUUAUGGGAAGCAAUGGGAUCUCCGAUCCGCUGUCUUGAUGAAUUUGAUGUUUACAUGGAUCAUAUCAACCGCAAGAUGGCCAUUGAUAUGCUUAUGGGCGCCGCCAGACGAUCGAUCGGGCGACAGUUUAUUUUGAUCACACCUGGUAGCAAGACCGACAUCACCAUCUCUGCAGAUGUCAUGGUGAAGGAGUUGGCAGAGCCAGAGCGUGGUCAGACGACAUUAUCUUUCCGUUAG